This is a messenger RNA of Carassius auratus (goldfish), 871 nucleotides long. RefSeq names its product zinc finger matrin-type protein 4-like. NCBI's taxonomy places the organism in Eukaryota, Metazoa, Chordata, Actinopteri, Cypriniformes, Cyprinidae. Gene Ontology annotation, molecular function: zinc ion binding; nucleic acid binding. Bases 269 to 871 code for a protein of 200 amino acids. The record is from RefSeq and is a predicted model, not a curated record. The transcript has 5 exons.
GUGUUCUUCGAUAAUCGCUUAUCAUCUGACGGUUUAUGGACGGCGUGGACCAGAUAUUAUGAUAGCACGUUGUCAGGGUUGGUUCUACAACAUCUAAGCCAAAGUGUUCUGUGGAAACUGUCACUGCGUGAGCUCCGAACCGAGCCGUGAGAGAUAAGAGAAGAAGUUUGCCAGAUACAGGUGCGAUCUCUCUCUAACUCCAGCUAAUGAUCACAGACACGGAUCUGGACGGCCGGAUUCCAGUAGAUCAUAUCAGAUCUAGCGCAAGAUGAAGUCUGCCGGAGCUGGUGAUGAAGGACUCUUUACGGAGAGCUACUGUAACAUCUGCAAUGCUCAGCUGAUCUCCGAGUCCCAGCGUGUGGCACACUAUGAGAGCAAGAAACACGCCAACAAAGUACGUCUGUUCUACAUGCUCCACCCAGAAGAUGGAGGUCCACCAUCCAAAAGACUGAGACCAGACAAUCCGGACAGCGCAGAGAAUGAGGUGGACAGAAACAAAUGCUGUACGCUCUGCAACAUGUUCUUCACAUCUGCCAUCGUGGCUCAGUCGCACUACCAGGGCAAAACGCACGCUAAAAGAGUUCGCUUGGUGCUGGGGGAAACGCCAAGUCUGCCAGCCUCCACAGAUUCAGCCCCGCCCACUCCUCUGACCACAGACCCGCCCCCUCCCUCGUGGCAGCCGCUGGCCAAUCAUGGUGAGGCAGGCAAGUACUGCUGCUUGUGUGGCGCCUGGUUCAACAACCCACUGAUGGCACAGCAACACUACGAAGGCAAGAAGCAUAAGAGAAAUGCGGCACGGGCGCGAUUACUGGAGCAGCUGGCUGGCAGUCUGGAUGCGAAUGAAAGCACAGGUGAGUCUUCAACUGCCUGA